CAUUCUGGGUGCAUUGUCCCACCCGUCACUGUACCCAAAGUACCCAAACUCCCUCCGGUUACAGUCCCUAAAGUUCCCAUAGUACUCCCGCCAGUUGUCCCGGUGGUGCCCAAACUGCCCGUCCCACUUCCGCCCGUCACAGUUGUCCCUCCGCCGGUGACGGACCCGAAGGUGCCGUGCCCGCCGCCUCCGGCGACGGUGAAGCCGCCGCCGACGGCGAGCUGCCCGAUUGACUCGCUGAAGCUGGGUGCGUGCGUGGAUCUUCUAGGAGGGCUGGUCCACAUAGGGCUGGGUGACCCGGCGGCGAACGAGUGCUGCCCGAUAAUUUCGGGGUUGGUUGAGAUUGAGGCGGCGGUUUGUCUGUGCACAACUUUGAAGAUAAAAGCGCUGAAUCUGAACAUAUAUUUGCCACUUGCUCUUCAGCUUCUUCUCACCUGUGGAAAAGCGCCGCCGCCUGGAUACACUUGUUCUAUCUAGAUCUUCAUAUUCAGGUUCAGUAGUGUGUGUGUGUGUGUGUGUGUUAUAAUGUG
This is a messenger RNA of Erythranthe guttata (spotted monkey flower), 530 nucleotides long. The record is from RefSeq and is a predicted model, not a curated record. Lineage: Eukaryota; Viridiplantae; Streptophyta; Magnoliopsida; Lamiales; Phrymaceae.